AUGGACGCUUUUGUAGUCUUCGGUGCCGAAGUGUUGAUCAUUGUUGCGGUGUCCAUCUUGGGUAUUGCAAGUAUCAACGUGGAGGUUAAGACGCCUUCCUAUGUCUGUAUGCUGGGCUGUAGUUUCUUUAUGGCGGCCCUCUUAGGACUAUUCAUUAUCUAUGAGUAUUUGCCACAUAGACUCAGGUUACAUCGGCAAGCUAGUGAGUUCACAGUUGAGGAUGGUGAAGGCCUGCUUGAGGUGGAUAGGAUACUUAUACGACUCGUUAUUGGUUCUCUCGAAGCCUUUGAAGAGUAUGUCCGUGGUCACAAGGAAUAUGUAACAGGCAGGAGUCGUCCUUGGACUGUCAGUUCCCCUACCCUCGCUAUUCUCCCUCGGUUGAUAUACCCUGGUGGAGCCUCCACCGUGGAGGACUUUGCGGUGUCUCGUAUCGACUCUGAUUCUUCUGCUCUGUCGGAUGCCUCUUUUGGUCUUUGUGGCUUAUGCUUGCUUCGAGCAGAGAAGGAAGCCCCGAUGGAUCGAGGCCAUCUCGAUAGUCUCACUCGCGGUACUCUACGAGAUCCUCGUGCUGCUCACGGUGCGGUGUCAUGCCAAGCUUUGUAA
Molecule: messenger RNA, 603 nt
Organism: Perkinsus marinus ATCC 50983
Lineage: Eukaryota; Perkinsozoa; Perkinsida; Perkinsidae
Exons: 2
Coding region: 1-603 (200 amino acids)
Source: RefSeq, a predicted model, not a curated record